CGGAGCCAGCCUGGGUCACAGCCCCGCGUACGGCCUUUCACGAGUCUUCAAGCCUUCAGGCUUUCUUCUAGUUAAGAUGAGUGAUAAACCAGACUUGUCAGAAGUGGAGAAGUUUGACAGGUCAAAACUGAAGAAAACUAAUACUGAAGAAAAAAAUACUCUUCCCUCAAAGGAAACUAUCCAGCAGGAGAAAGAGUGUGUUCAAACAUCAUAAAAUGGGGAUCUCCUCCAAAGAGCAGAUUUCAGCAUUGCCUGACAGUCUUGGUUUUAGGCUUGUUUUUUUGUAAACCUGUGUGUUUGUAGAGAUUUCAGACAUCUUCUGAUUUCUUCUCACCUAUAUUCCCUGGUUAAGAGGUCAGGGGUAGUGAAUGUUUCCUUAAGUUCCUUUUUAAACUUCCCAUUGGUAUGUAAAUUCCAAAUGGCAGAUGUUGUCAAUAACCUUGCCAUGGAUGACCUUUGUGUAGGUAGUCCUUGCACCUCAUACAGGAUAAGCCAAUUUUAACUUUCUACAAUGGGUGCCUCAAUAGUUUCAUAAUCUUCAUAAAGUUGCAUCCUUUGGCAGCUUCUUACAGUUUAUUUUCACUUCCAAUGUAGCAAUAAAAUAAUAAAUAUAAUCGUUAUUGUCUGACUCUUGUGGUUCAUUCUGGUGGUAUUCUAAGGAAUGAAAAGUACACAAAGGUACCUUUUCACUCAAACAAAAUGGUUGAAGGAAAACUUUUAGCAGAUUAGUCCUGGGGGGAAAUACUAAAUUCUGUCCAAGUCCAGUGGGUCCUGAGCUGGGGAUGGUAGGUGCUUUUUCUUUAUAGUUGGAAUCACAGUUAGAGAACCUUGGGAGAGAAGGUCAUGUGGACUAACCUCCUUAUCUCAGAAUGAGGAAAUGAAAACACAGGGUCUGAAGUAAUCUGCUCAAUUUGAAUAAGGGUUGGAAUUCAAGCUGGGCUCUCUUGCCUUCUGAAAGUCUUUUUCAGCUUAAUGGGAGUUAACAUCCAAGACUGAAGUUGGAUGGAGAAAGGGGCAGGAGGCACUUGCUACCAAACACCAUAUUAAGCACAUCACAUCUUCUAAUGACCUGUAGCACUGAACUUCUGGUACGGUUUUUCUACUGAACAGAAUUUGCUGUUUUAUGAACUAAACAUUUCUGGUGUUCAUGGUGAGCAUAAAUGUUAUGGACUGAAUUUUGUCACCUGUGACCUGCUGAUUAAUAUGUUGAAGCCCUAAUCCCUGACAUGAUUGUAUCUGGAGAUAGGUUGUUUCAGAAGUAAUUUACGUUAUGAAGUGAUAACAGUCAGGGCCUAAUCUAAUAGGAUUGUGGCCUUAUAAGGAGAGAGAGACCAGUCUCUAACAUGCGAGGACACAGCAAGAAGGUGCCUGUCUACAAGCCAGGAAGAGAGCCCUCACCAGAAUCUGACCCUGCUGGACGUCGACUUGAGAUUUCUUGAAUCUAGAACUGUGAGCAAGUAAAUUUAUGUUGUUUAAGUCAUUCAGUCUACAGUAUUUUGUUACAGCAGCCUGAGCUAAUACAGUAAGGAAUAUGUAUAAUUGCAUGCAUUUUAAUUCCUGCCUUUAAACAAUACUUUUAUCUCUUUUUAAAAAUUAUUAUUUUAUUUUUAUGAGACAGGGUCUUGCUCUGUUGCCCAGGCUGGAGUGCAGUGGUACAAUCAUGGCUCACUGCAGCCUUGACCUCCUGUGCUCAAGCAAUCCUCCCACCUCAGCCUCCCUAGCACCUGGGACUACAGGCACGUGCCACCACAGCCAGCUAAUGUUUUUGAUUAUUAGUAGAGAUGAGGUCUCGCUAUGUUGUCCAGGCUGGUCUUGAACUCUUGGGCUCAAGCAAUCUGCCUGCCUCAGCCUCCCAAAGUGCUGGGAUUACAGGCAUGAGCUACCAUGCUCAGCCUACUUUAAUCAUGUGUAUAAAAACAAAUAACCUAUAAUCCCACCAAUUAGAAGUAUUAGCCAUCCAGACUUGUGAUCUAUUAAUGUACAUAUCUUCCUACAAAGACGGAUUAUACCAUUCAUACCUAUUUUCAACCUCAAGUAUUAUCUUACCUCCUCCUUUCUCUUUCUUUCUUUCUUUCUUUCUUUCUUUCUUUCUUUCUUUCUUUCUCUUUCUUUCUUUCUCUUUCUUUUCUUUUCUUUUCUUUUCUUUCUUUUCUUUCUUGAGAUGGAGUCUCAUUCUGUUGCCCAGGCUGGAGUGCAGUGCUGCAAUCUUGGCUUACCACAACCUCUGCUUCCCAGGUUCAAGCAAUUCUCUUGCCUCAGCCUCCCGAGUAGCUGGGACUACAGGUGUGUGCCACCAUGCCUGGCUAAUUUUUGUAUUUUUAGUAGAGAUGGAGUUUCACUAUGCUGGCCGGGCUGGUCUCGAACUCCUGAGCUCGUGAUCUGCCCUCCUCAGCCUCCCAAAGUGCUGGGAUUACAGGCGUGAGCCACCAUGCCCUGCCUUACCUCACCCUUUCUAAGGGCUCACAUUCUUAAAUAAUCAGUGGGAUUACAUGAAGUGGAAGCUGUUUUCUCUGCUGUAGCUUAAAGUUUCAAAAGCAAAACAGUAGGUAGGUCAACUUCGAUCAAGUGCCAAUGAGGUGACACAGUCACAGGGCUCAGUGUGUAGCCAGAGGAUUUGAGCCUUGGAAGUAACCAUGUUAGUCACCAGUACCUUAUCUCCUGCCUGAGGCAAUUGUCCAGUAAAGUCACUCAGCUCCUUGCAGUGAUAUGCUGCUUACAUUGUGCCCAAACGUGCCUCCCUGUAGCUUCUAUUCAAUAGUCCUGGGAUUGUGUGCUGGAGACCUAGAGACGGUAGUUAAUCCAUCCUCCAGCAUUUGAAGUCAGCUGUUGUGUCCUGUCCCUCUACCUCCAAGUCUUCUGUAACUGACACUUCUCAGAUCCUUCAGACCCAAAUUACACAGAUGGGAAACCAUCCUGGUUGCAGAUAUGCUCAGAUUUGCUCAUUACCGGGUCUGCGAAUCCUGGUUCAAUCAUCCAACACAGUUGCUCCCCUUUCUGUGUUGUCAUUUGCAAAUUUGAUAAAGAUGCUAUUCAUCUAUGAUAGAUUCAGCAACCUCUUCAUUUGUACAUUAAUGCAGCUCAAAGGAAAGCAUGAAUGUUGUCAGGUGACCUAGGAUUGAACAAUAACUCCUAGUUAGUUGCAUCUGGUAGCCAUCCUUUUCAUUAAAGUCUUGAUUUGUACCCUGGGUAGGGUAAGUGUUAAACUGAGUGGGAGCAGAUGAGAAGUGCGUGGCGGGAGGUGAAAGACAUGUAAUUACUAAGUGAAUACUCAUACAGGAAUGAGAUGGGAAAAACUGCAGUUGCUCAUCUGCAGUAGUUUUGCCCCACGUUUCUCAAGUAUUUAAUGUUGGGCUACUCUUUUAGUCACUAGCUUUACUUGUUUUUUGAAUCGGGUAUAUAUAUAUAUUUUCCAAAUAAGCAAGGAUUGAGAUUUAUGUCCCUGAAUCCAUCUAUUAUCUGCAAAACUGGCAGUACCAGGGCUUUGUUAUAGCAGUUGCAUUUAUAGGGAAAGGAAAAGGCUGGAGUUAAAUGAUUGUCUUCUUUUAUGCAUUAACAUCCCUUGAAAAUCACUGGUCAGUGGCUUUACGCUUUUAUUCUGUCAGUGUACAUAGGCAGAGAUGACCUUAAUUACUAAGAACAGAAAAUGAAAUAUCAGAAAGAAAAAAUAUACUGAAAGUUAAAAGAGAAAAAUCAGCCAGAUAAAAUUUCAUGCCUAAUUCAUCUCUGCAAAGGAUUAAAAAAGUCUCAUUUAGUAUUACAGCUUACAAUUCUCAUGAAACUCUGCAGGCCAGUGAGUUUUAUAAACACUCCUAGAAUUUAACCAAUGCAUGUUCAUACCUAAUGAGAAUGUCUUGCCUUUUGAGUCUUUUUAAAUUUUUUUUUUUAAUUUACUUUAAGUUCUGGGAUACAUGUGCUGAACAUGCAGGUGUGUUAUACAGGUAUUCAUGUGCUAUGGUGGUUUGCUGCACAUAUCAACCCAUCAUCUAGGUUUUAAGCUCUGCAUGCAUUCAGUAUUUAUUUUAAUGCUCUCCCUCCCCUUUGCCCCUAACCCCUGACACGCCCAGGUGGGUGAUGUUCCCUUCCCUGUGUCCAUGUGUUCUCAUUGUUCAGUUCCCACUUAUGAAUGAGAACAUGUGUCAUUUGGUUUUUUGUUCCUGUGUUAGUUUGCUGAGGAUAAUGGUUUUCAGCUUCAUCCAUGUCCCUGCAAAGGACAUGAACUCAUUCUUUUUAUAUGGCUGCAUAGUAUUCCAUGGUGUAUAUGUGGCACAUUAUCUUUAUCCAGUCUAUCAUUGAUGGGCAUUUGCAUUG
Molecule: messenger RNA, 4308 nt
Organism: Gorilla gorilla gorilla (western lowland gorilla)
Lineage: Eukaryota; Metazoa; Chordata; Mammalia; Primates; Hominidae
Product: thymosin beta-15A
Exons: 3
Coding region: 77-214 (45 amino acids)
Biological process (GO): regulation of cell migration; actin filament organization
Cellular component (GO): cytoplasm
Molecular function (GO): actin monomer binding
Source: RefSeq, a predicted model, not a curated record